AUGGAGAGUCAGGAUCUAAAGCUAGAGGGAGACAGGGAACUAGUCAUGGACAGUCAGGAGAUACCCGGGGACAUAGUGGGUCUGGCCAUGGUCAAGCUACCAGGACAGAAUCCAGUAAGACUGCAGGAAGAGGAUCUAGUGUCAGUGAUUCCAGUGACACUGAAAGGCACUCAGGUCCCUCACAGACACACGCAGGAUCCCCUCAUAGCCACUCUGGAUCUCAACAUGGAGAGUCAGGAUCUACAGCUAGAGGGAGACAGGGAACUAGUCAUGGCCAGUCAGGAGAUACCAGGGGACAUAGUGGGUCUGGGCAUGGUGAAGCCACCAGGACAGAAUCCAGUAAGACUGCAGGAAGGGGAUCUAGUGUCAGUGAUUCCAGUGACACUGAAAGGCACUCAGGAACCUCACAGACACACGACAGAAUCCAGUAAGACUGCAGGAAGUGGAUCUAGUGUCAGUGAUUCCAGUGACACUGAAAGGCACUCAGGUACCUCACAGACACACGCAGGAUCCCCACAUAGCCACUCUGGAUCUCAACAUGGAGAGUCAGGAUCUAAAGCUAGAGGGAGACAGGGAACUAGUCAUGGACAGUCAGGAGAUACCCGGGGACAUAGUGGGUCUGGCCAUGGUCAAGCCACCAGGACAGAAUCCAGUAAGACUGCAAGAAGGGGAUCUAGUGUCAGUGAGGCUAGUGACACUAAAAGGCACUCAGGAACAUCACAGACACUCGCAGGAUCCCCUCAUAGCCACUCUGGAUCUCAACAUGGAGAAUCAGGAUCUACAGCUAGAGGGAGACAGGGAACUAGUCAUGGCCAGUCAGGAGAUACCAGGGGACAUAGUGGGUCUGGGCAUGGUCAAGCCACCAGGACAGAAUCCAGUAGGACUACAAGAAGGGAUUCUAGUGUCAAUGAUUCCAGUGACACUGAAAGACACUCAGGAGCCCCACAGACACACGUUGGAUCCCCUCAUAGCCACUCUGGAUCUCAACAUGGAGAGUCAGGAUCUACAGCUAGAGGGAGACAGAGAACUAGUCAUGGCCAGUCAGGAGAUACCAGAGGACAUAGUGGGUCUGGGCAUGGUCAAGCCACCAGGACAGAAUCCAGUAAGAGUACAAGAAGGGGUUCUAGUGUCAGUGAAUCCAGUGACUCUGAAAGGCACUCAGGAACCUCACAGACACACACAGGAUCCCCUCAUAGCCACUCUGGAUCUCAACAUGGAGAGUCAGGAUCUACAGCUAGAGGGAGACAGGGAACUAGUCAUGGACAGUCAGGAGACACCAGGGGUCAUAGUGGGUCUGGGCAUGGUCAAGCCACCAGGACAGAAUCCAGUAAGACUGCAGGAAGGGGAUCUAGUGUCAGUGAUUCCAGUGACAAUGAAAGGCACUCAGGAACCUCACAGACACACGUAGGAUCCCCUCAUAGCCACUCUGGAUCUCAACAUGGAGCGUCAGGAUCUACAGCUAGAGGGAGACAGGGAACUAGUCAUGGCCAGUCAGGAGAUACCAGGGGACAUAGUGGGUCUAGGCAUGGUCAAGCUGCCAGGACAGAAUCCAGUAAGACUGCAGGAAGGGGAUCUAGUGUCAGUGAUUCCAGUGACACUGAAAGGCACUCAGGAACCUCACAGACACACGUAGGAUCCCCUCAUAGCCACUCUGGAUCUCAACAUGGAGAGUCAGGAUCUACAGCUAGAGGGAGACAGGGAACUAGUCAUGGACAGUCAGGAGAUACCCGGGGACAUAGUGGGUCUGGGCAUGGUCAAGCUACCAGGACAGAAUCCAGUAAGACUGCAGGAAGGGGAUCUAGUGUCAGUGAUUCCAGUGACACUGAAAGGCACUCAGGAACCUCACAGACACACGUAGGAUCCCCUCGUAGCCACUCAGGAUCUCAACAUGGAGAGUCAGGAUCUACAGCUAGAGGGAGACAGGGAACUAGUCAUGGACAGUCAGGAGAUACCAGGGGACAUAGUGGGUCUAGGCAUGGUCAAGCUAGCAGGACAGAAUCCAGUAUGACUGCAGGAAGGAGAUCUAGUGUCAGUGAUUCCAGUGACACUGAAAGGCACUCAGGUACCUCACAGACACACGCAGGAUCCCCACAUAGCCACUCUGGAUCUCAACAUGGAGAGUCAGGAUCUAAAGCUAGAGGGAGACAGGGAACUAAUCAUGGCCAGUCAGGAGAUACCAGGGGACAUAGUGGGUCUGGGCAUGGUCAAGUCACCAAGACAGAAUCCAGUAGGACUACAAGAAGGCGUUCUAGUCUCAGUGAUUCCAGUGACACUGAAAGGCACUCAGGAAUCUCACAGACACACGCAGGAACCCCUCAUAGUCACUCUGGAUCUCAACAUGGAGAGUCAGGAUCUACAGCUAGAGGGAGACAGGGAACUAGUCAUGGCCAGUCAGGAGAUACCAGGGGACAUAGUGGGUCUAGGCAUGGUCAAGCUACAAGGACAGAAUCCAGUAAGACUGCAGGAAGGGGAUAUAGUGUCAGUGAUUCCAGUGACACUGAAAGGCACUCAGGAACCUCACAGACACACGCAGGAUCCCCUCAUAGCCACUCUGGAUCUCAACAUGGAGAGUCAGGAUCUACAGCUAGAGGGAGACAGGGAACUAGUCAUGGACAGUCAGGAGACACCAGGGGACAUAGUGGGUCUGGGCAUGGUGAUGCCACCAGGACAGAAUCCAGUAAGACUGCAGGAAGGGGAUCUAGUGUCAGUGAUUCCAGUGACACUGAAAGGCACUCAGGAACCUCACAGACACACGUAGGAUCCCCUCGUAGCCACUCAGGAUCUCAACAUGGAGAGUCAGGAUCUACAGCUAGAGGGAGUCAGGGAACUAGUCAUGGCCAGUCAGGAGAUACAAGGGGACAUAGUGGGUCUCGGCAUGGUCAAGCUAGCAGGACAGAAUCCAGUAAGACUGCAGGAAGGGGAUCUAGUGUCAGUGAUUCCAGUGACACUGAAAGGCACUCAGGUACCUCACAGACACACGCAGGAUCCCCUCAGAGGCACUCUGGAUCUCAACAUGGAGAGUCAGGAUCUAAAGCUAGAGGGAGACAGGGAACUAAUCAUGGCCAGUCAGGAGAUACCAGGGGACAUAGUGGGUCUGGGCAUGGUCAAGUCACCAGGACAGAAUCCAGUAGGACUACAAGAAGGCGUUCUAGUCUCAGUGAUUCCAGUGACACUGAAAGGCACUCAGGAACCUCACAGACACAUGCAGGAUCCCCUCAUAGUCACUCUGGAUCUCAACAUGGAGAGUUAGGAUCUACAGCUAGAGGGAGACAGGGAACUAGUCAUGGUCAGUCAGGAGAUACCAGGGGACAUAGUGGGUCUAGGCAUGGUCAAGCUACCAGAACAGAAUCCAGUAAGACUGUAGGAAGGGGAUCUAGUGUCAGUGAUUCCAGUGACACUGAAAGGCACUCAGGUCCCUCACAGACACACGCAGGACCCACUCAUAGCCACUCUGGAUCUCAACAUGGAGAGUCAGUAUCUACAGCUAGAGGGAGAAAGGGAACUAGUCAUGGACAGUCAGGAGACACCAGGGGACAUAGUGGGUCUGGGCAUGGUGAAGCCACCAGGACAGAAUCCAGUAAGACUGCAGGAAGGGGAUCUAGUGUCAGUGAUUCCAGUGACUCUGAAAGGCACUCAGAUCCCUCACAGACACACGCAGGAUCCCCUCAUAGCCACUCAGGAUCUCAACAUGGAGAGUCAGGAUCUACAGCUAGAGGGAGACAGGGAAUUAGUCAUGCCCAGUCAGGAGACACCAGGGGACAUAGUGGGUCUGGGCAUGGUCAAGUCACCAGGACAGAAUCCAGUAAGACUGCAAGAAGGGGAUCUAAUGUCAGUGAUUCCAGUGACACUGAGAGGCACUCAGGAGCCCCACAGACACACACAGGAUCCCCUCAUAGCCACUCUGGAUCUCAACAUGGAGAGUCAGGAUCCAUAGCUAGAGGGAGACAGGGAACUAGUCAUGGCCAGUCAAGAGAUACCAGGGGACAUAGUGGGUCUAGGCAUGGUCAAGCUAGCAGGACAGAAUCCAGUAAGACUGCAGGAAGGGGAUCUAGUGUCAGUGAUUCCAGUGACACUGAAAGGCACUCAGGAACCUCACAGACACACAUAGGAUCCCCUCGUAGUCACUCUGGAUCUCAACAUGGAGAGUCAGGAUCUACAGCUAGAGGGAGACAGGGAACUAGUCAUGGCCAGUCAGGAGAUACCAGGGGACAUAGUGGGUCUAGGCAUGGUCAAGCUAGCAGGACAGAAUCCAGUAAGACCACAGGAAGGGGAUCUAGUGUCAAUGAUUUUAGUGACACUGAAAGGCACUCAGGUCCCUCACAGACACACGCAGGAUCCCCUCAUAGCCACUCUGGAUCUCAACAUGGAGAGUCAGGAUCUACAGCUAGCGGGAGAGAGGGAAAUAAUCAUGGCCAGUCAGGAGAUACCAGGGGACAUAGUGGGUCUGGCCAUGGUCAAGCUUCCAGGACAGAAUCCAGUAGGACUACAAGAAGGGGAUCUAGUCUCAGUGAUUCCAGUGACACUGAAAGGCACUCAGGAGCCUCACAGACACACACAGGAUCCCCUCAUAGCCACUCUGGAUCUCAACAUGGAGAGUCAGGAUCUACAGGUAGAGGGAGUCAGGGAACUACUCAUGAACAGUCAGGAGAUACCGGGGGACAUAGUGGGUCUGGCCAUGGUCAAGCCACCAGGAGAGAAUCCAGUAGGACUACAAGAAGGGGAUCUAGUCUCAGUGAGGCUAGUGACACUGAAAGGCACUCAGGAGCCCCACAGACACACACAGGAUCCCCUCAUAGCCACUCAGGAUCUCAACAUAGAGAGGCAGGAUCCAUAGCUAGAGGGAGACAGGGAACUAGUCAUGGCCAGUCAGGAGAUACCAGGGGACAUAGUGGGUCUGGGCAUGGUCAAGUCACCAGGACAGAAUCCAGUAGGACUACAAGAAGGCGUUCUAGUGUCAGUGAUUCCAGUGACACUGAAAGGCACUCAGGAGCCUCACAGACACAUGUAGGAUCCCCUCAUAGCCACUCAGGAUCUCAACAUGGAGAGUCAGGAUCCAUAGCUAGAGGGAGACAGGGAACUAUUCAUGGCCAGUCAGGAGAUACCCGGGGACAUAGUGGGUCUGGGCAUGGUCAAGUCACCCGGACAGAAUCCAGUAAGACUACAAGAAGGGGAUCUACUGUCAGUGAGUCCAGUAGCACUAAAAGGCACUCAGGAGCCCCACAGAUACAUGCAGGAUCCUCUCAUAGCCACUCAGGAUCUCAACAUGGAGAGUCAGGAUCUACAGCUAGAGGGAGACAGGGAACUACUCAUGGCCAGUCAGGAGAUACCAGCGGACAUAGUGGGACUCAGCAUGGUCAAGCCAUCAGGUCAGAAUCCAGUAGGUCUCCAAGAAGUGGAUCCAAUGUCAGUGAAUCUAGUGAUAAUGAAAGGCACUCAAGAGCAUCAUCAAGGAACUCAGUUUCUAGCCAUGUACAUUCCAGGUCUUUCCCUACACCCACAGUUUCUGAUACAACUGGAAGGUAUGAGUCAAGCACUGAGCAGGCGGGAGAUCGUUCUAAACAAUCAGUCAUAGAUCAAGAGCAGACAUCAGUUCAGAAGCAACCAGUUUCUAGACAUACACAGAAUUUUGGAUCCUCCCUAGAAUCUAAAGGAGACAAAUCUACAUAUUCAGGCUCUGUUCAAGGGCAGAACACAUCUUCCCAUAAGCAAUUAGGAACUGACACAAUAGAGAGACAUGGGUCCAACCAUACACAGUCACAUGAAACUCAUAGGCAGUCCAAGGACAGCAUAAGGAAUCAGUUACAUAGCAGUCAUCACCGAUCUAGAGUAAGUCAUUCCCAGUCUCAGAGUAGUGGAAGACACCGACAUGAAUCAGGUCAAGGUUGGAAACACGGCAGUUAUGGGAGUGCAGAAUAUGACUAUGGGCAGUCUGGGUAUGGACCUUCUGGAGGUAGCAGAACAAGCAGCCGCAAUUCUAGCCCUUUGAGGUCAUUGGAUCUAGCUGCAAACAAUCACAUUUCUACCCGUGGACAAUCAGUUCCUACAUUUGACCAUACAGGAUCAAAAGCAACUGAAAUAAUAGGAAGACAAAGUUCAAGUCAUGGACAGCCAACUUAUUCCCAUAAUCAGUCUGGAACCAAUGUAAGUAGAAGGCAGGGAUCUAUUCAUGGGCAUUCAGCAGUAAGUCAUGAACCAUCAAGUGACACCUAUUUUCAAUCUGGGAAGCAUAGGCAGCCAAGCAGCCAUUCUGUACCCAGCCAUGGACAGUCCAUAUCAGCUCACAGCUAUUCAGAAUCUAGUUCAACUCUAGGGCAUGGAUCCCAUAGUGAUAAUAAAGAGCAUUCAGAAGAUUGGGGGGAACAAAUUCAUGAACCAUCAGAAUCUAGGCAUGGACAGUCAGAAUUCAACAAUGUAGGUAUACUUGGAUCCAGCCAGGAGAAUGUGGGAGAUAUAUCUUCUAAUGAGCAGGUAAGAUCUAGCACAAGUUUAGGAAGACAGGGAUCAAUUAAGAGACAACCUGGAGACAUCCAAGGUCAAUCUGGAUUCAGCACCAAUGAAAGAAAUGUAUAUAACCAUGGACAAUCAAGUGACAGCUAUAGGCAGUCAGUUGACAGCAGAAGCAAAAGUCAAGGAUUCAUUUCUAGUCACUCUCAUGAUAGCCAAGACCCUACAGGAACUGAAGAAUAUGGGUAUAGAUAUUCAUCAAGCAGUACAAUCAUGUGGAGGGGGGGGGAGCAAAAGCAAGGGCCUGAAUCAAAUUUGUUAGGAAGCAUCAGAAUAUAUUGUCAGGAUAUGGAUGAUAAACAGGCAGGAAACAUGGAUGCCAAAGGUUGCCAUAAAAGGGAGAGAACAGAAUCAGGUUCCUUUUACUUAGACAGCAACACUCCACUCUAUGAAUAUGUCCAAGAACAAAGGUGUUAUUACUUUGAAUAAUCAUUUGAAGCCAACAGAAAACAAACUAACUCAAGAUAAGAGAUAACCCAAGAAGAAAUGAGAAUAUAACAUGGAAUUAAGAUAUUUACCAUGAUCCUUUCUUUUGUUACUGGGAACAUAUAUCUGUUCUUUUAUUCAACAGUAGCACGUACUCUAUUCCUCUUGUUUGGUGCAGGGUUUUUUGGAAGGCUCCAUGAUCACUAAGCUCUUUGGAUAGAAAACAGUGAAUCAAAGAAAUAAUAGCUCUUGGAACUCUAUUCAGAAAUAUAUGACAAAGUGAUUUGACUGCUUUGGGAUAAAGUAAGCAUUUUUUUUAAAUGUCUAAGACUUUUGGACUUCCCAGAUUUUAUUUUAAUUGACAUUGACAAACCUAUCCAAGGAGCUAAGAAACAUGAUUUUGGAGCCACAAUAUUCCUAAUAACAUUAUAACACAUUCCAUGUCCUGAGCAAAGAAUGUUAUAGUAGCUGAUGAGUCAGAAUAUUUGCAUCUUUUUUGCCACAACUGGAACAUCAUACGAUUACUUUUGAAUUUAUUGUCAUGAACUCCUUGCAUAAAAAUGUUCAAUAAACUU
Lutra lutra (Eurasian river otter) is the source of this 7505-nucleotide messenger RNA. RefSeq names its product filaggrin-like. Lineage: Eukaryota; Metazoa; Chordata; Mammalia; Carnivora; Mustelidae. The transcript is spliced from 2 exons. Gene Ontology annotation, cellular component: cornified envelope; nucleus; keratohyalin granule. The record is from RefSeq and is a predicted model, not a curated record. The coding region runs from base 1 to 6933 and encodes 2310 amino acids. Gene Ontology annotation, biological process: establishment of skin barrier.